UCUUCUUCUUCUUCUAGUGUUUAUAUGGAGAUACUAGCACUAACAGGCUCUUUCUCCGACGAGCUGUGAGUUGACGCUUGAUCGUCCUGCCGUCUGUAAAUAGUCUUUUGAAUGGUCCGUAAAGCGGAUACAGAACGGAUUUUUCUUUAGUUUCUUUUUCUCACUUCGAUAUAACUUAUUGUCCUCGCAAAAAAUUAUUUUGUUUCUGGACCGUAAAUGCGAUCGAUGUACGGUUACUAAGAAAAAUCGAACUGUAGCAGAGUACAUCUAUACCGAGGAGGAAUCGGUACAAACUCCGAUAAACGAAGAUCUGCGAAUUAAAUUUGUAUUCCGAAUGGUUCUCGACCUCUGGUGAACGUCGGAUAAGAAGGACGUAACUAAUUUGUUUAUUUGCCUACAAACCCUUUUUGAUGGUUACAAAAAUAGGAGAUUGUAUCCGACGAAUAUUGCCGAUAUUAACUUUCUAGUAAAAACUAUUUUGCAUUUUUCUAAUUCCAUAAAAUAAAACACAGGCAAAGGCUCGCAUAUGCCUAUACGUAUUGGAAAAAGAGUCUGUAAUCUUUAAAUUUCGAAAAUUUUCCCGACCAAAACUACAUUAAGAGACGUUUUCUAGUCGACAGUUUGGAUUUAAUAGUAAAGUUCAUUUUUGUAAGGCUACAGAUUCCCGUUUGCCGUUUACCUGGUGGCAUACGCCAUAUCAUUUAAGGAAUGUCGGUCGUUCCGAGAACCGAAAUGUUUUAGUAUUAAAAAAACGAUCCCCAUCCGAUUUCAUCUACCGGUCAUACGGGUCACUCCAGAAAACUUUCCUACGAAUACGCUCGUAUCCCAGACGGAAUUCCAAGGAUACUCGACGGUUUAUUUGUGGUUUGAGUUACAAUUAGGAUAAAUCCCGUUCCUUCCGGACUAAUUUUCUUCCCUUUCCACGAUAUUUCGGCGAAGAUCAAAGCGAAGAAGGACUUGAAUUCCCGCCAGUGACGCAUUGCCGGCGGAGAUCGCUGAUUGGUGGGAAAGAGGGUUCGUGGCUUUACCAUGCAAUGUUCGUGACUCGUGAUGUAAGUUCCACGCAAUAUAACAUUUCGAAUUAAUUUGAAUUGAGAAACAUUUGACUGAAAAACAGGUAUUAGUCAUGGGCUCGCAACAGUUUUGUCUGAAAUGGAAUAAUCAUCAUUCAAAUAUUUUUUCAGUAUUUGAACAGUUAUUGUCAAAUGAAGAAUUAGUAGAUGUCACAUUGGCAUGUGAAGGACUUAGUCUGAAAGCUCACAAAAUGGUUUUAUCUGCCUGCAGCCCAUUUUUUCAAAGUUUAUUUCUUGAAAAUCCAUGCAAACAUCCAAUUGUGAUUUUGAAAGAUAUGAGGUACGAAGAUUUGAAAGCCAUUAUAGAUUUUAUGUAUCGGGGUGAAGUCAACAUCACUCAAGAUCAGUUGUCGGCUCUUCUCAAAAUUGCUGACACAUUAAAAGUUAAAGGAUUGGCAGAAGUUGCCAUUGAAAACAGACAGGAUUGUAUGCAGUUACAUGAAGAAGUGCAAGAAAAUAUAAUAAUUCAGCCAUUUCCUCCAAUUCCUUUGCAUAAACAGCCACAACCAGAAUCUUCUCCCUAUCACAGGAGAAAACGUGGACGACCUAGAAAGAGAUCGUUAAGUGAUUCAACUCAUAGUGAUUAUGAAGAACAAGCAAAUUUUAAACUGAAAGGAAAAGACUCUCAGACGGAUAAAACGAAUAAAUCUGAAGAAAAUAAAGCCGUGAAUGGUACUUAUCCACAAACUACAACUGGAAAUUCUGAGACUGUAACUGUUUCUCAGUCUCCCAUAACAUCACAUUCAUAUCGUGGUUCCAAAAACAAAAACAUGGGGCUUCCUCCCAAUUCAUCUAAUGAAACUUGCUCUGUAACUGAAGAACCAAUGUCAGUAGAAGAAGAAUUUGAUGUUGAGCCGUCAAAAUUACUGGAACAAACAAUGACAACUGAAAACGUAUGCAGUAUUAUGUAUUUCUAAUUAUUUAAUUUUAUAUUAUUCAUUAUUUUCAAUCUUUUAAUGUAAUUUCUUGCAUAGUAUUGAAAAUUUACUAAACUAAUUUAUUACACAAUAUUUUUUAUAUUUAUUUAUAAUAAUUAAAAAGGCAAUAUCUAAACAACUACUCUCCAAACUAGGAUAUAGUUAAUGACAUACUCUGAACCAGUUAUGGUGUGUAGAUAAUGAAAACAAACAAAAUUGAAUGUUUUCGACUCCUUCCGAGUUCUUCAUCAGGUUUAUUAAUGAUUCCUUGAUGGUUCUUUGUUUUGGAAUAAAAUUCGAACAAGAAUUCGAAUAUAAGUUUGAAAAAAUUAUUAAAGCCACAUCGCCCUACCAGGACUCAAUGAACGGC
This is a messenger RNA of Centruroides sculpturatus (bark scorpion), 2360 nucleotides long. RefSeq names its product protein tramtrack, beta isoform-like. Gene Ontology annotation, biological process: regulation of transcription by RNA polymerase II. Gene Ontology annotation, cellular component: nucleus. The transcript has 2 exons. Lineage: Eukaryota; Metazoa; Arthropoda; Arachnida; Scorpiones; Buthidae. Gene Ontology annotation, molecular function: protein binding. The record is from RefSeq and is a predicted model, not a curated record. Bases 1127 to 1990 code for a protein of 287 amino acids.